Elephantulus edwardii (Cape elephant shrew) is the source of this 353-nucleotide messenger RNA. RefSeq lists its product as uncharacterized. NCBI's taxonomy places the organism in Eukaryota, Metazoa, Chordata, Mammalia, Macroscelidea, Macroscelididae. The coding region runs from base 24 to 353 and encodes 109 amino acids. The record is from RefSeq and is a predicted model, not a curated record. The transcript is spliced from 3 exons.
GGGCUGGUGAAGAGGAGGUGAGGAUGUGGACGUUCAUCAUCCAGCUCCUGGUCAGUCUGGUGCUCCUGGGCUUCUUCCUGGUCAGCUGCCAGAAUGUGAUGCACAUUGUCAAGGGCUCCCUGUGCUUUGUGCUCAAGCACGUCCACCAGGAGCUGGACAAGGAGCUGGGGGAAAGCGAGGGCCUGAGUGACGACGAGGAGACCAUCUCCACCAGGGUGGUCCGGCGUCGUGUCUUCUUGAAGGGGAAUGAGCUUCAGAAUAUUCCAGGGGAGCAAGUGACCGAGGAACAAUUUACGGAUGAACAGGGCAACAUCAUCACCAAGAAGGAUCACACCUCAACACCCAACCCCUGA